Molecule: messenger RNA, 1165 nt
Organism: Aspergillus novofumigatus IBT 16806
Lineage: Eukaryota; Fungi; Ascomycota; Eurotiomycetes; Eurotiales; Aspergillaceae
Product: inositol oxygenase
Exons: 2
Coding region: 112-1059 (315 amino acids)
Biological process (GO): inositol catabolic process
Cellular component (GO): cytoplasm
Molecular function (GO): iron ion binding; inositol oxygenase activity
Source: RefSeq, a predicted model, not a curated record
CAUCUCUUCUUCCUUUCUUCCAAAGCACCAUCACCCGUUCCAUCCAUCUCAAUCUUGAUCAAGAAGCAGUACAAAAGAGUUCUUUCAUCUAGCCUUCUUUAUCUACACACAAUGGCACCAGUUGCGAUGAGCCCCGAACCCGCGGCGUUCAACACCAAGCGCGAUGGACAGGCACUCGAAGACCUGUCCGACGCUAUCGACACGGUCAACGUCCUCAAGGACGAGAUGAAAAAAGAACGCGGAUUGUAUGAAGAAUCAGAGUUCGACAAGAACAAGGACAAGUCUCAAUUCCGGCAGUACGAGGAUGCUUGCGACCGCGUGAAGAACUUCUAUCGCGAACAACACACAAAGCAGACAGUUGCCUAUAACCUCAAGGCUCGCAAUGACUUCCACUCCAAGACCCGCGCUGAGAUGACCAUCUGGGAGGCCAUGGAGAAGCUGAACACUCUCAUUGACGAGUCUGAUCCGGACACCAGCCUCUCGCAGAUCGACCAUCUGCUACAGUCAGCCGAGGCCAUCCGUCGCGAUGGAAAGCCCAGAUGGAUGCAGCUGACCGGUCUCAUCCACGACCUUGGCAAGCUCCUCUAUUUCUUCGACGCUCAGGGACAGUGGGAUGUUGUCGGAGACACCUUCCCAGUGGGCUGCGCAUUCGACGACCGCAUUAUCUACGGAAAAGAGUCUUUCAAAGAGAACCCCGACUACGACCAUGAGAUAUAUGGCACCAAGUACGGAAUUUACAACCCUGGCUGCGGUCUUGACAACAUCAUGCUCUCCUGGGGUCACGAUGAGUACCUCUACCACGUGGUCAAGGACCAGUCCAGCCUCCCUGAUGAAGCCCUUGCCAUGAUCCGUUACCACUCCUUCUACCCCUGGCACCAGGCUGGCGCCUACCAUGAGUUCAUGAACGAGAAGGACCAGAAGAUGCUCCAAGCCGUUAAGGCCUUCAACCCCUACGAUCUAUACAGCAAGAGCGACGAUGUCCCGUCAGUCGAAGAAUUGAAGCCCUACUACCUCGACCUCAUCGACGAGUUCUUCCCAAAGAAGGUGAUCAAGUGGUAGACAUCUGUCGUCUUGCAUCUUGAAAAAAAUGUUCAUCUCAUUUGGAUUUCGGCGUUCCGUUUUCAUUCUUUCAUACACCUUCUCCCUCAUUUGACGAAAGCGAUGG